Clunio marinus is the source of this 240-nucleotide messenger RNA. Lineage: Eukaryota; Metazoa; Arthropoda; Insecta; Diptera; Chironomidae. The record is from the annotation of a GenBank genome assembly.
AUGUUAUGUCAAAUAUAUGAUGAUGAUGAUUUUGUUGAUUUAAAAAUAAAGAGUUCAGAUUUUAUUUCUAUUACGAGAACACCAGAAGAGUUUGAAGCAAAUGCCUCUGUGCGAUUGGUUUUAAAACCUUGCGUCAAAUUAUUAAAAAUAUUAAUACAUAUUAAAAAUAUGUCGGCAAGAACAUGCAUGACAUUUAGUUCCAGAACAGGAGAAAAAAUAAUAUUUUGGAGAACACCAUAA